Messenger RNA from Tarenaya hassleriana, 2049 nucleotides. RefSeq lists its product as uncharacterized. The record is from RefSeq and is a predicted model, not a curated record. The coding region runs from base 55 to 1893 and encodes 612 amino acids. Gene Ontology annotation, molecular function: protein dimerization activity. NCBI's taxonomy places the organism in Eukaryota, Viridiplantae, Streptophyta, Magnoliopsida, Brassicales, Cleomaceae. The transcript is spliced from 3 exons.
GUCGUUCUCCCGUUCUUCUGAGGCUGUGUAUCAAAGUGAAUCUGAAUCUGGUGGAUGGCUUCGGGUGGAACCUCGAUGAACAUCCAUGACCAUGGUGUUUGUGUGGACAAGAAGAAGAAUAGGGUGAGAUGCAAUUACUGUGGCAAAGAAGUUGGUGGAGUGACGCGUCUCAAGCGUCACUUGGGAGGUGUUCCAAAAGACGUAGCUCCUUGCCUACAAGUCCCUGAUGCUAUCCGACAGCCCUUUCGCCGUCUUAUGCUUGAUGCAAUCCCUCUUCCUCGUCUCCGUCGCUUACCCAAACCUGUCGAUUCCUCUUCUUCUGAAGAACGCCGUGCCGAAUCCCUUCUUGAUGUGAAGAUUCACUCGGAGAGUGACGAGGAUAACUUGUUCGUGAAGAAAGAUCAGAAGAGCAUUGGCCGGUUCUUUUACGAGAACUGCAUUGAUUUCUCAGCCGCUGAUUCCAAGAGUUUCAGAGAAUUGUUCGGUUAUUUGGGUUGUCAUAUUCCGAGUUCUAAAGACCUCAAAGGUUGGAUCCUUCAGGAAGAGGUGAAUGAAACACAUGAAUACAUUAAGAGCAUCAAAGGUUCCUGGGAGAUCACAGGUUGCAGUAUUCUGAUGGACGCUUGGGUUGACGCCAAUGGGCGUGACCUCGUUAUGUUCAUCGCUGAUUGCCCAAAGGGUCCGGUCUACCUGAAAUCCCAAGACGUUUCCGGUAUCAAGAAUGAUAUAAUAGCCCUAGUGUUAAUGAUAGAUGAGAUCAUUGAGGAAGUUGGAGCUCGUAAUGUCGUUCAGGUUAUCGGUAAUUCUGUAUCGGGCUGGGUAGGCAAUCUAGGAAAGUGGAUUGUAGAGAAUCACAAGGAGAUCCUCUGGUCUGUGAGUGUGUCUCACUGCUUGGAGCUUAUGCUUGACAAGAUUGGUGAAAUGGAAGUUGUUAAAGACGUUCUUAAGGAUGUCAAGAACAUUUCCAACCUCAUUCUUGAUGAUCCUUCCAUCUCGAAGCUUUUCAAAGUUCAAUGUCGUGGAAAAGACUUCACUGUCUCAUCCAAGAACGAUUCUGCUAUGCCUUAUCUGACCCUAGAGAGCGUUUUGUCGGCCAAGGAGGACUUGAAAGCCAUAUUCGCUUCGUCUAUUUGGAAGAACACGAUCUCGGCCUCGAGAGAAGAUGGGAUAGAAGUGGCCAGAUUGGUGGGUGACCCUUCUUUCUGGAAAACCGCGGAGAUAGUUCUCAAAUGCACGUAUCCUCUCAUCCGCUUCUUCGACUCGUUCCUUAAGGAAGAAAAGCCGCAUAUGGGACACAUCUAUGAGCAAAUAUACAAUAUAAAAGAUACAAUGGUGAAGGAAGUUUGUCCGUAUUGGUCAGUGGUGGAUGAAGUGAGGGAAGCUCACCUUCACAGUCCUCUGCACGCUGCCGGUUACUACCUGAACCCGUGUGCCUUGUGCUCAUCGAACUUCCGUGUCAAUGGAGAAGUGGCCACAGGUCUGGUGUCAUCCUUGGUCCAUUUGGUAAAGGGCCAAACUGUUCGAGGUAUAGUUAUGCAGCAGAUUGAGACUUAUAGACUCGGUAAAGAUCCCUUUCUCAAGGCUACCCACAUAGAUGAGAUGUCUGAAACUGAUCCAGCUGAAUGGUGGGCUCGUAAGGGGAAUAAGCACCCGGAAUUACAAAGGGUAGCCGUUAAGCUUCUGAGCCAGAAGUGCGAUGGCGCGUCAAGAUACAAGCUAAAGAGAAGUGCGGCGGAGAAGAUGCUAAAGGAAGAGAGGAGCCCAAUCGUGAGGCGAUAUCUGAAAGACUUUGCAUUUGUUCAUUACAAUCUGCAACUGCAGAAAUAUUGCAAAGGGGGAGCAGAUGCGGGAGUUCCUAUGGAGAUCGAUGCUGCAUCAGGCAGCCAAGGUUGAACAUCAAGUCUCUGAGGUUUUUGUGUUCUUUCAUGGGGUUACCAGUCAGUUCAACUCCUGUUUCAUUUCUCAUGUUCUGGUAUUUCGGUUUCAAAUUCUGAAAACCCGGAAAUGCCGCAUUUAAUUUUAUCAAAUAACAAAACCCAUGAAAGUAAG